AACAUUGUCAAGCUAGCAGUUGCUAGUCACGGUCAGGUCAGGUCAAUUAGAUUGUGUACCUGUUAAAAUUCUAAAAAAGGGUUGGGCUGGGUUUGGUUGGGUGGAGUUUCUAUAACCUGUGUAAUAAUUACAUUUGAGCAAGAGUCCUAUUGCUAGACUGUUCUACAGACAAAAUCCACAAACAACUGCAGCUUCUGCCUAGUACCCAUUACAAAUCCCUGGACUGCUGACUGUUUAACAACAAUCUCAUCAUGCCUAUUUUCACCCUGUACACCAACGUAUGCCAGAGUGCUGUACCUCCAUCUCUGAUGUCUGACCUGUGCCUGUUGCUUGAAAAAGCCAUGGAUGUGCCAGCCAAGCACUUUGUUAUAUCACUUCACACUGAUCAGCAGAUGACGUUUGGGAAUACAUCGGAUCCUUGUGCUGUGUGCUCAUUGCACAGCAUGGGAAAGCUUGGAGAUGUACAAAAUGAAAAUUACUCCAAGCUUCUGUGUGACAUUCUGAAUAAAAAGCUGCACAUAUCUCCUGAGAGGGUUUACAUCAAUUUUGUGCAAGUGCAGAGUGGCAAUGUUGGUUGGAAUAGUAUUACUAUGGCGAAAGUCGAAUUGUGAUAUGCCGGACAGAUGCCGUUCUUUCCUCCAAACCUUAUUGUUUAUUGCCAUGCUAAUGCCUUACUGUCCUGUUGAAUAAACUGCGCUGAUUUGCACAAAUA
Molecule: messenger RNA, 712 nt
Organism: Rana temporaria (common frog)
Lineage: Eukaryota; Metazoa; Chordata; Amphibia; Anura; Ranidae
Product: macrophage migration inhibitory factor-like
Exons: 3
Coding region: 252-611 (119 amino acids)
Molecular function (GO): cytokine activity; phenylpyruvate tautomerase activity
Source: RefSeq, a predicted model, not a curated record